AUGUUGACGGACGGUAUUGAAAAGAAUGGUGUACCAUCUUACAAGUCAAAAUCGCAGGACAUAAAUGCAGGCCUGCAAUUGGCAAUACAUAAUGUUAACCAUUUGAUAAAUAAGAUGAAGGUUCCACAACCUAUAAGCCCUGUAGAGGAUAAUAAUGAAUUUGAAGCAGACAACGAUAAUAAUAUCGUCUUUACUAAUGGCAAAUACAUUCAAGAUCUAACAACUUUGAGUACACCAACAACACCUUUAGAUUCCAACAUUCAAGGACUUACUAAUCAAGUUCAAGUUCUUACCAAAGCCGUGGAUACUUUAUCAUCGGGACUCUCUGACUCAUUAAGACAAGUGAGGGAAUUGAAAUAUAAGUCAAUGUUACAAACUUUAAAUUUUGAUAGUGAUAGGAGGAAAGCUAAGGUAGAGAUUAGUUUAUUGAAACAGGAAUAUGAGCAAACUAAAUAUAUGAAUUUUAAUGCUAUUGAAGAGUAUAAAUGUCAUUUAUCGAGAAAGGAGGCAAAAAUACAGAAGUAUAAAAAGAAGUUAGUACAGAAAAACAUAGAAAUUAAUAAGUUACGAAAAUUACUAUCGCAGGGGAAGAUAAUUAGUGUAUCACAACAAGAUAAGGUUACCGGUUUUGGAACAAGAAGUCUUACUGAGACAAACAUGCUAGGUGCCUUAGGAUUAUUGGCGUCACAUGUCCUGGAACAUGAGCUUGAUGCAACGGGCAAUGAAACUGUAAUAGAACAAGAUGAUGACGGUUUGGAAGAAAGUAAAAGACAUAUGAGAGGACCAGAGUAG
Molecule: messenger RNA, 792 nt
Organism: Naumovozyma castellii
Lineage: Eukaryota; Fungi; Ascomycota; Saccharomycetes; Saccharomycetales; Saccharomycetaceae
Gene: FDO1
Product: Fdo1p
Exons: 1
Coding region: 1-792 (263 amino acids)
Source: RefSeq, a predicted model, not a curated record